GCGAGAAAGACUGACUGAAUACUUUUUCCAUAAUGAGAGGGCGAGUGAAAUCGAGAGGGCUUCACAUUAUGCCCUCCUUAUCGAGACGGAAAAAGUCCUAGCAUUUAAAGUUAGUUGUUUUAGAUGUUUCUGUUGAACUCAUUACAUAAUAAAUCGGUAACAUCCGAGCGGCACCGACCGGUACCGACUGACACUCAACGUCUGACGGGAAACCAUUGACAUAUUCUUCUUCAAUUCGCUGUGAACUUUGAUUAAUAUUCAAGACAUUUGAUCGAAACCUCUCAGUCUAUCCAAUCUAGAAUAGUAACACAUUGUUGACUUGGAUUGAAACAAUGAGUCAAGUCUGAAAGAAAUAGGCUAAAUCUAAACGAAAAAGUGAAUUGUGACUCGCGUGAACAUGCGAGGGACAGAUGUGUCAACAAUAGCGCGCGGAUCUGUGUCGUGUUUUCACCCGAUAUCUGCAUUUUUUGACCCAGCUAAUGGUUCCUUGAAAGUCAAUCAGCUGGAGCAACAAAGUUAAACGAACAACCCCUAGACCGCAACUUGCAAAACCAGCUAAGCGCGACCAUGACAACUGCCACGCCCCCCUCCUCACACAGCCCCUCCCCACAGAAGGUGUGCCACUCCCAGACGCAGACGGACGUGCUGAAGCCGCUACUCGGGGCUAGCGCAGGGGGAGCAGGCGGCGGGGGUAUGAGUCCCGCCGCGCUGAGGCGGCGUCGCCGUGUCCUCUCCAAGGACGGCCGCAGCAAUGUGCGCAUCGAGCACGUAAGUGGCCGCAGCGCUCUCUACCUGCGCGACCUCUGGACGACCUUCCUGGACAUGCAGUGGCGCUACAAGCUCUUCCUGUUCUCCGCCACCUUCGCCGGCACCUGGUUCCUGUUCGGGCUGCUGUGGUACCUGGUGGCGCUGGUGCACGGGGAUCUGCUGGAGUUCGACCCCCCCUCGAACCACACACCCUGCGUGAUGCAGGUCCAGACACUGACCGGGGCGUUCCUCUUCUCGCUGGAGUCGCAGACCACCAUCGGCUACGGCUUCCGCUGCAUCACAGAGGAGUGCCCGGCCGCCAUCAUCCUCCUCAUCUUGCAGCUCGUCAUCACCAUGGUGAUGGAGAUCUUCAUCACCGGCACCUUCCUCGCCAAGGUGGCUCGGCCAAAGAAGCGGGGCGAAACGGUAAAAUUCAGCCAGCAUGCUGUGGUGGCCAAUCAUGAGGGACGGCCCUGCCUCAUGAUCCGUGUGGCCAACAUGCGCAAGAGCCUGCUGCUGGGCUGCCAGGUGACUGGCAAGCUGCUCCAGACCUCCCUGACCAAGGAGGGGGAGACGGUGCGUCUGGACCAGAGGAACGUGGCUUUCAAGGUGGACACGUCCAGCGACAGCCCCUUCCUCAUCCUCCCUCUCACCUUCUACCACAUCAUCGAUGACAGCAGCCCACUCAGGGCCUGGGCUGCCAAAGGCGGCGGCUGGACGGACCCCGAGCUCGCCGACUUCGAGCUGCUGGUGAUCCUGAGCGCCACGGUGGAGCCCACGUCGGCCACCUGCCAGGUGCGCACCUCCUACCUGCCCGACGAGAUCCUGUGGGGCUACGAGUUCCCGCCCGUCGUCUCCCUCUCGCCCUCGGGCAAGUACGUCGCCGACUUCGCCUUCUUCGACAAGGUGGCCAAGACCAAGGCGCCGCCCGUCUUCAAACAGGCCCCGCCGCCGCCGCCGGCGCCACAGUCCAGCCCUCGGUCGCCGCGCCACAGCAGCACUGGCCUCGGGAGGACGGGGGUGGACGAGGGGGGUGACCCGGAGAAGAUGCGCCUGGAGGAGAGCUACCGGGAGGACAGGGAGCGGGGGAGGGAGAGGAGUGGACGAGUGCGAGACAGCAGUCCUCUCAACGUUCGCAUCAGCAAUGUGUAGAGAGAGAGAGAGAGAGAGAGAAAGAGAGAGAGAGACAGAGAGAGAGAGAGAGAGAAAGAGACUAAGGCCCCAUUCAGACCGCAAACGUGGCAGCUGCGUGUCAGCUGCGUGACCUGUCCGUUUUCAUUUCGCUGCCCAUGUUAACAGGUUAGAGCGUGCACGCUGCCUGCGUGACACGCCACGUCUCAGGCGCAGCUCGAGCCACGCUGAAAACGUGUGUGUGCCAGAAAUGUUUUCCACGCGACAUACGAGCGUGUCGGAAGCGUUUCCAUUCUAAAGAGACAGUGAAGAGAUGUUGUAAUAGGCAACAUGGCUGCAGCAGCCCCGCAUCAGAGACGUUUCUGGUAUGAAUGCACAUAUAAAACACGACGCAGCAGCCAUGGAACAAACACGCAACGCACACGCCACGUCGGCAGUCUGAAUAAGCCCUAAGAGGUACACUGUAGCAUGAGAGAAACGAGAGUCCAAAGGCGGAAAAAAGAGAAGGUGGUUGGGUGUCUUUCGAUGAGAUGACUAAAACUGAAUAUAAAAACAUCUACAGUAGUCUCAGGAUGAAGGGUGAGAGAGAAAGAGUGAUAAAUAGUGAAAGAAAAAAAGUGAGAGAAAGAGGGACUUACAGAGUGAAUGAAAGAGUGGAAAAAGCGUGGGUGAACUUAGACAUAAACAAGAAGCGAAUCAAAGGUUACAUGUACUUUGUCAUUAAAGUUCAGCUGCUUUAUAUAACACUCACAGGUACACAUAUGUAGACAUAUACUGGCACACACACACACAGACACACACACAUACAAUACACAACCCUUUGCAUUUACACAUUGACGGGAUAUGAAUGAAUCUAUGGUCACUCACUGGAAGCUGUGGAGAUUGUCACGGAAUCUUUGCCAGAGCGAGUUGGCUUCUGAAGGACUCCGAUCUUGUAAAUGUUUCAGAAUUUAUCUGUAUUUUUGUCUACUCUCACAAGAAAUAUGUAAUUCUGUGGGGACUGAAAAUGCCAGUUUGUGGCUUGUCGACUGAUCAAUUUGGAUAUGAAUAUGACAAAAAAAAACAAGAAAAAUCAGUUGUUAACCACUGUAGACUGUAGCCGAUGACUUUUGCAAAGGUACUCUACGUGUUGUGUACAUCUGGCACUGAAAUACUGGAGCCUGGUUGUUACUGUAAGCCUCAUAUCUUGAAGGAUCUGUGUCGGAAUCUAUGUGUUAUACUGUAUAUCUUUAUUUGUAUCUAACAGUGCCAGUUGAAAGAGUUCUCACCCGUGUGUAGAUAUAGUUCUUCUACUUCUAGGCUAGGCCUGCUUAUAGUGGGAACUGGGUUGACUGGGUGGGAUUUUGUUGUAUGUUAACAGUACUAAAAGCACUUUAACUCAUUGAAGAAAGGGAACUUUAACAUGCAUUAUGUGUGAGGUGGGACUAACCUGCUGUGGCAUAGCUGCCUUCUCUCUCCCUUUGUGUGUGAUUGUGUGUGCGUGUGUGUGUGUGUGUGUGUGUGUGUGUGUGUGCGUGUGUGUAUUGUGUGAAUGUGUUUGCUUACUGUAAGAGUGCCUAUUUGUUUGUUUGUACACGGAUGGUUGUUUGUAUGUAGGUAUGACCACCCUCCCUCCUGAGUAAAACGGCACAAUAAAUAAAUAUAGUACAUUCUCACUUUUUAUUCUGACUGACUGAGGAACUGUACCACCCUCAUAGAAACCAGGGUUCUGCAAAAUUCAGAAUUUAAUUGAGAAUAAGUCCAAUUCUUGAAUUUGAAUUGAGGUCAAAAAUAGGAUCUGGAAUUACAAUUUGAAUGUGAAUUAAAGGAAGUAGAAUUGCAAUUCAAUGAGAUUCAAAGAAAUGCAUAUGCAUGAUUUAAGUGUAGUGUUUAACAAUGAAGGAUUACAGUCCAAAUAAAGUAAUUCAAACUACAUUUAUAAUGGGUAACAGUAACCAAUUACAUUUCCAAGGUAAGCUUCCCAACACUGAAUGUAUGUGAGAUUCAACACAUUCUUUCUGUUAUGUGACUAUGUGGAAUUUCUUUGAAUUGCCAUGAAUUGAAUUCCACUUCCUGUCAUUCCAAUUCCAAUUCCAACUCAAAUCCAACUUCCUGUUGGGCGGAGCCAAUUCAAUUCAAAUUCAAUUCUUAAAUUCUGAAUUUUGCGCAAGCCUGAUAAAAACAUGUGUUAAGGGUAUCCCUGGAUCAAUACAGUAGACUGAGUGCAGACUUGUGUUCCAUAAACGCUGUGUCAAAUUCAGAAAAUGGUUCCUCACUGUCCUACAAUCUCUACAACCAUCAUAGCGUUGACAAGACACGGAAUUCAAAAGUCUUGACAAAAUAUUCCAUCAGCCAUGUUAUGACUGAACUUAUGACUAAAGUUAAGUAUAAUAAAGUAAAAUAUAGUUCAUAUUCCCAAAUGCCUAACUGCAUAACCUCCGUACAGGUACAGGCUGCCACCAUUCUUCCUGCCAGUUUACAACUCAAAAUCAUAAUUUUAUUUUUUUAACAUUUUUUGACAAAAGAAAUGUAUGUUUGUAAUGGUACAUGUGAUGAAUAUAUGUGAAUAUGAUUUGGCAAAGUGUUAAUUUUGUGGGCUUGGUGAACUGGUCUGAGAUGAAAUGUUUUGCUUCAUGUAACAGUAUGGUAAUAUAUGAGAUGAAAUGUUUUGCUUCAUGUAAGAGUAUGGAAUUGUAUGUGAUGUUAUCCCGUAGAGUUCCCUUUAAAAAACAACUGGAAUUACAUUUUUUUUUUUCUUAACAGCUAAUUAUAUCAAGUGCCUAUUUUGGAAAUAAACUGUU
Molecule: messenger RNA, 4658 nt
Organism: Alosa sapidissima (American shad)
Lineage: Eukaryota; Metazoa; Chordata; Actinopteri; Clupeiformes; Clupeidae
Gene: kcnj10a
Product: potassium inwardly rectifying channel subfamily J member 10a
Exons: 6
Coding region: 568-1899 (443 amino acids)
Biological process (GO): potassium ion import across plasma membrane; regulation of monoatomic ion transmembrane transport
Cellular component (GO): plasma membrane
Molecular function (GO): inward rectifier potassium channel activity
Source: RefSeq, a predicted model, not a curated record